Messenger RNA from Rotaria sordida, 1191 nucleotides. The record is from the annotation of a GenBank genome assembly. NCBI's taxonomy places the organism in Eukaryota, Metazoa, Rotifera, Eurotatoria, Philodinida, Philodinidae.
AUGUCUGAAACAAUUAUUAGAAAAAUUCAACGACGUUGUUCACUUUUUAUUCAAACAUGUACUCCAACUCAUGUUAAAGAUGUUUUGAUGAGUAUGGCAACAACAUAUGAAACACGAAAAAUUGUUACAAUUAAUUCAUAUCCAAUAGCAUUAACAUGUCGUUUUGUUCAAUUACUUAUAUUAAUAUAUGCAUUUGCUUAUAUGUUGUGGUAUAGACGUGGUUAUCAAGAUCAUGAUUCAUCAUUAAUAUCAUCUGUUAUACUUGAAGUCAAAGGUAUUGGAAAUUUUGGAGAAAAUUCAACAAUAACAUUAGAUAAUGCAGAUUUUAUUAUUCCACCACAAGAAAAUAAUGCUCUUUUUAUUAUGACAAAUUUUAUAAGUACAGAUCAAGAACGAACAUUUUGUGGAGAAGGAAUUGAUGUUAAAGAUGCUAUAUGUAGAAAUCAUUCAGAAUGUGAAGUUAAACGUCGAUAUCCUUCAAAAAGUAAUGGACAUUGGACAGGAAAAUGUCGUAUAUCUGAAGGUCGAUGUGAAAUGGAAGGUUGGUGUCCAGUAGAAAAUGAUCUUGUUGUCCCUCAACCAAUAAUGGAUGCAUUAAAUUAUACAAUAUUCUUAAAAAAUUUCGUUGAAUUCACACGUUUUCGUGUAUUAAGAACAAAUAUUUUGAAUGAAUCAAAAUAUUUUGAAAAAUGUCUUUAUCAUCCAAUAUAUGAUAAAUUUUGUCCAAUAUUUCGUGUUGGUGAUUUAUUAAAUAUAGUUGAAAAUGAUGAUGAUGAACGUUAUAAAAUGUUAGCUUAUGGUGCUGUUCUACGUAUUAAGAUUGAUUGGAAGUGUAAUUUAGAUUUAGGCGAAGAUCAAUGUAAACCGGAAUAUUCAUUUGGUCGUUUAGAUUCAAGAUCACGUGAUGAACAAUUUUCAUUGGGAUUUAAUUUUCGUUAUGCAUCAUAUUGGAAAGAUAAAAAUAGUUCAUAUCGUAUAUUAAAGAAAGCAUUUGGUUUACGACUUAUUGUUACUGUUAAUGGUGAGGCUGGUCGAUUUGAUUUCCUUGUAUUAACACUUCAUAUUGGAUCAAUGAUUGGUGUACUUGGUUUAGCAACAUUUAUAUGUGAUAUUGUUGCAUUAUAUUUUAGUGAACGUAGUUAUAUUUAUCGAACACAAAAAUUUCAAUCUAUUCAUUCGGAAGAUGGAUAA